This is a messenger RNA of Caenorhabditis auriculariae, 3092 nucleotides long. The record is from the annotation of a GenBank genome assembly. NCBI's taxonomy places the organism in Eukaryota, Metazoa, Nematoda, Chromadorea, Rhabditida, Rhabditidae.
AUGGAAAAUAACGACAUCAACGGAGCCGCGGACUUGAACGCAUCGCCGACUGAGUUCGAGCACUACCUUAAUGGACAGGCGGCUGGCCGAUUCUUGUACUCUAGUCCUGGGCUUUUCAACUCGUCGCCCUACAGCGGUUCGAAUGAUUUCUACCUUUUUGAGCAUAAAUGAUAAUCCCAGCUGCCGGCUCGUACCCUCUCAACUUCAACUCUUCUGUGGAUCCCAACGCAAGUUUCAACCAGAGUCUCUCCGGUUUCUUGCAGUUUGGACAGGACUCUUAUUCUCCACAACCUUUAAUCAAGGUUUGCUCUCGCGCUUUCGGAGAUUUUCAUCUUUUUAGCCGGCGUUUGGUAGAAAUGGAACGAAAAGCUGGGCGAGAGGCACUCCUGAGACGGAGCUGCGUCCCAAAUUUGGAAUCCCGACGUUCGAGGAUGACUCUUUCGUCUCACUCAUGUCCCAAGCGUCGCUGAACACCUCGGACAUCCCAAGUCCUGCUUCCAAGUAUCCUUUCCAUUUGGGAUUUGUAUAUGAGUUACUAGGAGUAUGAUCUCUCGAUCGGCGUCUCUCCCUGCUUGGGCCGUGGACGACGUGGGCAACAUCCGCUCGACUGUCAAUCUUCGCAGCAUCCUCAUCCAAGAUGACAUCGUCGCUUUUGCUUCUGACAAAGCUGGUUGCCAGUCAGUUUCAAAAAUGAUUGAAGACGUGAAUUUAUGUCUAGAACUUGAAUUUUUCAGCUUCCUCCAGAAGAGCUAUCCUGACGAUGCCGACGGCUCCAUCCGCGAUGAGAUCUUUCACAAGAUCGUCGAAAACAAAGAAACAUUCUUGGUAUGAUCCAACUGAAGUGAUAUUUCGAUCUUCAUCGUUCAGGCCAUGUGCCAAAACAUCUUCGGCAACUUUUUCAUCCAACGCGUGAUCGAGUGCUCCCGUCCGUCGGAGCAGGAGAUCAUCAAGGUGCAUCUUUCCGACGACAUGUCCAUUCUGUGUCUCGACAAGUGCGCUUGCCGUGUUGUCCAAAUCGCCAUUCAGGUUCCUUGUUUCAAUUUUAAGAAGGAAAAUCAACUACCUGAUCUCAGAAGUUGGACGUCAAUCUGGCGUCGUCACUGGCCGGCGAACUUCGCAACUCGGACCUUCGCGUUAUGUGUUCUGAUCAAAAUGGCAACCACGUCAUCCAAAAGGUUCUCAGAAAAUUCUUUUAAAAGAAUAUUUAUACUAUUUUGUGAGACGGUCACGUUUUGAAAGAACUUGGAAUUUCUAGAGGGGUCCCUAUAGGGUUGGGGGAGAAACCAGCCUCUGUAGGGGCCGAAAAAGUGAUUUCUAUAGGGUUGAUAUAAACGAGGUUACUAUAGCCGUUCAGGGUCGGACCGCUUAGCCCCUAAAGCUUAAGUGAUCCCUAUAGGGGUCUUAAAAUUUCUUUUUAAAACGCUCAUUUAUUUUGCAUGAAAAUUCUUGGAGUACAAAAAAAAGAUCUAUUGGCAUGUCCCCUAUAGGGGCUACUAACUAAAACCCCUAUAGGGAUCACUUUUGCAGCUUUAGUAGUCCUUAUAGGGGUAGGUAAAGAGCUCCCUAGAGAGGAACCUCCAAGGGCCUUCUUUGAAAUUUCCAAAAACUUUUAUCCUAUCGAAAAACGACCAUAUAUUCUUCAGAUAAUCAAGACGCUGCCGAUCUCGGCGUGGUCUUUCAUCGUGGAAUUCUUCUGCAAGGACGACCAGCUGAUCAGCGUUUGCCAAGACAAGUACGGCUGUCGCGUCGUGCAGUCGACCAUCGAGAAGCUCUCCGACAAUCCCAAGGUGAGCCGAGAGAGAGCUAGACGAGGUGUUGACGUCGUCUUCAGUCGCCUUGCUACUCUCAACGCACUCGGCUUCUUCACGGCCUGAUGAUCGGCAUCACGAAAAACUGCGGUCAACUCUCGGCCAAUGAGUUCGCCAACUACGUCAUCCAGCACAUCAUCAAGGCUGGCGGCGUCAUGGAAGGCUACCGUAACACUAUCAUCGAGAAGUGCCUUCUGUAAGUUGAGAAAUGGACAGAUUCUCGGAAUAUUGCUCAGGGGAAGAACGGCAUGCCAGCGCGCAUCUACUCGGACAUUGGUAACGCAAAUCAGACGUGUCGGGGCAUUUCAAGUGACUCCUAUAGUAGCCUCAGCGCUCUUAAGUGAUCCCUAGAAAUGCCCAGAAAAGUCCGGAGCACAUCCGUUUCGCGUUACCGAUGUCCGAGUGAAAAAAGAAACGACAGACCAGCGCGCAUGCAUCAGUUUAGAGAGUACGGUAAACUUGGAGAGACCAGACUCGUACUCUCCUCUCUUUACACCCUGUCUGAGGACCUGCCCGCUGGUCUGCCUUUUUUUUUUUAAUUUGGCAUGUCUCGAGUCUGGUCUCUCCGAGUUUACCGUGAUCUCUAAACUGAUUCAUGCGCUCUGGUGGUCCUCCUGAGUGAACUCUGACACCAGGCAUCAUUGAAAUUGAGCAUUUAGGCGCAAUUUGCUGUCGAUGUCGCAGGAGAAGUACGCGUCUCACGUCGUCGAAGGAGCUUUUCUUUUCGCGCCGCCGAAUCUUCUACGCGAGAUGAUGGAGGAGGUCUUCGACGGCUACGUGCCUCAUCCGUGAGUUUCCCCCGUAUCAUUCAACACACAAAUGGUCUUUUAGAGACACUAACCGCGAUGCUCUCGACAUCUUGCUCUUCCAUCAGUUCGGCAACUUUGUCAUCCAGCAGAUGAUCCACAUCUGUUGCUCGGCCAUCCUUGGACACAAGUUGGACCUCCUCCAACGACUGUAAUGAGUAAAUGGAAUUCAGAGAGCGCAAAAUGGACGAAGGAGACCUGCAGAUGCACCGAGACUGGCUCGAGCGCAUCAAAAACCGCGUCGCCAAGAACAUCGUUCGUCUAGAACGGUUGGUAAUUGCAAAGAAGAUCCGAUCAACUCGGAAGUUUCAGAUUUUCGUCUGGCAAAAAGAUCAUCAGCGCAUUGAACAAGAUGGACAGCAACUUCUGGAGCAUGUGCCAGGCGAACGCCGGCCUCAGCGACGACUCCAGAGACUCUUCGUUCUCUUGCGGCCUCAAGCAGGCUCCGUCCUCGCUGCUUUACUUCGGUCGCGCAUAG